Molecule: messenger RNA, 555 nt
Organism: Gracilinanus agilis (Agile Gracile Mouse Opossum)
Lineage: Eukaryota; Metazoa; Chordata; Mammalia; Didelphimorphia; Didelphidae
Product: paired box protein Pax-6-like
Exons: 4
Coding region: 1-555 (184 amino acids)
Biological process (GO): regulation of transcription by RNA polymerase II; anatomical structure development
Molecular function (GO): DNA-binding transcription factor activity, RNA polymerase II-specific; RNA polymerase II cis-regulatory region sequence-specific DNA binding
Source: RefSeq, a predicted model, not a curated record
AUGGCCAUCGUUGCUCAUGAAACAUGGUUGUGCAUGGAGAAAGUCACGAAGCCCCCUAGUCCCUGGGCACGAGACCCAGAUGAAAGUCACAGUGGAGUGAAUCAGCUCGGUGGUGUAUUUGUCAACGGGCGGCCACUGCCGGAUUCCACCCGCCAGAAGAUCGUGGAACUAGCUCACAGCGGGGCCCGGCCGUGUGACAUUUCCCGAAUUCUGCAGGUGUCCAAUGGAUGUGUGAGUAAGAUUCUGGGCAGGUAUUACGAGACCGGCUCGAUCAGGCCCAGAGCCAUCGGAGGUAGCAAACCCAGAGUAGCGACUCCCGAAGUUGUCAGCAAAAUAGCGCAGUAUAAACGAGAGUGCCCGUCCAUCUUCGCUUGGGAAAUCCGAGACAGAUUACUGUCGGAGGGGGUCUGUACUAACGACAACAUACCCAGCGUAAGUUCAUCUGGAUACCAAAGCAAUAUCCUUGGCACUCAUUCUACCAGAACCACACGCGAGGCAGUGCAGGUGCCAAUUGUGGUGUUUGUUUGGAUGGGGGCAGGCAAGGAUGAUGCCUGA